AUGGUCGGCAUUGCUGGCAAGUCCAAGGCAUGCUAUGACUGUAAAAGGCGCCGAGUCAAGUGUGAUGUCACAUAUCCAACAUGCUUACGGUGCUCCAAAGUGGGAAUCGUAUGCCGUGGAUACCAGCAGUCAACAGUCUGGGUUCACAGGACUCAAACCCGUCCCAAUGUCUCGGCGCUUUCUGUCGUGAAAGGCGCAAAGUUGGAAGAACAAAGAAAGAAUGCCUUAGAGGAAGAAGACUCACUUAGUUCACUGCAUCGAAUGCGUGUUCAAGUCGAAGCGAGGGAAUCAUCAUAUGACAUAGCGACGUUUCGACUCCAAGCGCUGUCCAUUACUGAAAGGAUUUACUUUCCCGAGGCACGAUUAAGAAGAAACAACCAAGACUCGACUUCAACUCCUUCGUCAUGGCUUAAGGCUGUAUGCCAGAUGCAGAGACCUAGCGACCCGUUGGAUCAUUCCCUCAUAGCCUUCUGCGCUGUCCAGAUUCGCUUAUCUGGCGCAGACAUCUCGCACGACGAGACGGUCCAGCUGUACAACCAUGCUUUAUCUAAGAUCAUUGCUGUCCUGGGGAGUCCAUCAGAAGGAAACAGCGACGAGAUUCUUGCUGCCAUUGUUAUCCUUUCAACCUGCGAGUUGUUUCUUUUUCAUGCAAGCACCAGCUGGAAAGCACAUGCACAGGGAAUAUCCGAAAUACUUCGCCAUCGAGCUGUGUCUGACACAAACACCCAGAACUGGAGCGACCUCUGCCGACGUUUGUGCGUGAUUUGCGUUAUUCAAGCAAUGCUUCAAAAGCGCCCGCUUAUCCUUAAGCCUCAUAUCUGGCGGCAACACAUCACUCCUACGGCUACGGCAUCCUUCGGCGGCUUACUCGACCUGGCUAUCGACAUACCCUCAAUCAUGGCGGAAACUUAUGACUUGUCACACACCGAGUACAGCUUUGAGGAAUCACUUCCAUACAUAAAUCUCCUUAUGGAGAAGUUUUACACUAUUGACAGUUGGCGUGUCCUUCACAAUAAGACUACUUGGGAACAAAGCCGAACUCCUCUCUACUGGUCGGUUCCUGCCAAGGCUAGCAAUCCGACCGAUAGCUAUUAUGCAGACAAGCUGUUUCCAUUUGCACUUAUCUUUGAGUCUAUCGAAAGCGCCAGUUCUUGGAUAUUUGGCUCUACUAUGAUGCUUGAUAUCCUUAACACAAUCCUGCUUCUCCGUCCUAAUGCUACGCUGCCCCGUCUGGAUGGGAGUCUCGACGAUAGUAUUAUACUCAGUGUGCCGGAUACUGUUCAAUCAGAUGCUGAUAAAAUAGCCCGCUUGCUAUGCCAGGCUAUUGAAUACUGCUAUAGAACUGAGAAUGGCACAUUUGGUCCGCAGAUCACCUGUUAUGCUCAAGCCACGUUACGGACAUAUUUCUCACAUCGUGGGCUCCAUCGCGAGCUCGAUUGGUGUAAAGCUAUCUCGGAUAUGACUGGUCCCGGCGCAAGCUUUGGAAUUGGUUUAAUGCAGUUUACCCCGCUGUCUGUCUUGUAA
Molecule: messenger RNA, 1524 nt
Organism: Fusarium sp. VM40
Lineage: Eukaryota; Fungi; Ascomycota; Sordariomycetes; Hypocreales; Nectriaceae
Source: the annotation of a GenBank genome assembly